AUGGCGGACGCUGAUGCCGACGAGGCUGUGAGUGGGAAGCGGAAGAGGCGUGGUGGCAACAGGCGUAAGACAGGAUGUGCGACUUGCAAGAAGCGUCACAUACGUUGCGAUGAGAAGUCUCCAAGAUGUGGGAACUGUGAACGGCUAGGACUAGAAUGUCAAGCUUCAGACUUCAUUGCACAGUCGACAUGGCACGCUGCGAAGCCUGAUCAGCACAGAAGGGCUCAGCGGCAGAAACGGCCGAGAGCGUCUGAGAAGGAUGCGAACGACACUUAUACAAGCCAUCAUAGCGGAAGUGGGUCGCCAGCAGUCGACGAAGUACACAGUCUGGGCACUGUCGAUCAUCAAAAUGAAUCUCCAGCCCACGAUAGCCCGCUCAAUUUGACGGAAGAAAACGUCUAUCUGUUGGCUACUUACCGAUCAGGCGUGGCAACUUGGAUGGAUGUCUUUGAUAAAGGCAAGACUUAUCAAGAGGAUGUCACCAAAAUUGGCACCACCUGUCCACUUCUCCUUCGCUGCAUUUGUGCGUUUACCGCCAAGCAUCUUUCACUCAAGAAGUCGGGCGCCGUCUGGGAACCAAUAGCAUCUCGAUACUACGUCGAAGCACUCAAUCUUCUGAUCAGGGAGAUUGACUGUUCUGCGCCUACCGCAAACAGCCUCACUGCAGCGAUACUACUCAGCAGCUACGAGGUCACGGCAGCGCUAAGUGUGCCACACAGGUCCCACACCAAGAACGUGUCCGCUCGAUCCUCGGGCUCUGACGGCAAGAACUUUUGGAUAUAUGUGCGUCACGAGCUUGUUGUUGCUCUGAUAAACGAGAGCCCUCUGCAGCUUGACCCUCGAGAUUGGCAGAUGCGGGCACUAGAAUCCCACACCGGGGAAGAUCGACUUGCGAUGCACAUGAUGUGGCUUGCUGGCAUCGCCAUUAAUAUGGUGUUUGACGAAGAGUCUGAUACAGACAGAGCACAGCUGAUUGAAAGUCUCCAAUCGUGGUAUCGUCAAUGUCCGCCUACAUUUAAAGGUGCUGCGUACGGUAAUAUCGAUGGGGAAGGGCUUCAGAAAGUGUUCUUCGCGGUGCCAGCGGCUGCAGCGGCAAUGCUGUGGUACCACCUGUCUUGCGUGAUUAUCUAUGCAGAGCGGUGCGGUAACAGCUUAUUUCAGCCGAAAAGGGCUCAGGAUCACGCGAAAACAAUACUUGGCAUCUGCAUUGCCGAUCUGCCAGAUUGUGUACGCUGUUUCGCAAUCAUGCCGCUCUACAUUGGUAAGAAAUUGAAUGGUGCGCUCUUGUCGAUGUGGUGGACGCUGAUGUUUAUGCAGUCGGAAAACAUGCCGACAAUUUCACCAUGA
Zasmidium cellare ATCC 36951 is the source of this 1347-nucleotide messenger RNA. RefSeq lists its product as uncharacterized. The coding region runs from base 1 to 1347 and encodes 448 amino acids. The transcript has 6 exons. Lineage: Eukaryota; Fungi; Ascomycota; Dothideomycetes; Mycosphaerellales; Mycosphaerellaceae. Gene Ontology annotation, cellular component: nucleus. The record is from RefSeq and is a predicted model, not a curated record. Gene Ontology annotation, biological process: positive regulation of transcription by RNA polymerase II. Gene Ontology annotation, molecular function: transcription cis-regulatory region binding; zinc ion binding; DNA-binding transcription factor activity, RNA polymerase II-specific.